Molecule: messenger RNA, 3049 nt
Organism: Psylliodes chrysocephalus
Lineage: Eukaryota; Metazoa; Arthropoda; Insecta; Coleoptera; Chrysomelidae
Source: the annotation of a GenBank genome assembly
ACAUGAGCUGUCAUUGACAUUUCUAUUUAAACGUCAAAAUAAUAGGCGUUUUUGUUGCAAUUAUCAAGACUACAGAUUCUAUAAUUUGUUUAAUUGUUAAUCAUUUCUUGGUAAUUUGUAAAAUAUAAACGGUUAAAAUGACCGACUCAAAAUAUUUUACAACUACUAAAAAAGGAGAGAUCUUUGAAUUAAAAUCUGAACUCAAUAAUGACAAAAAGGAAAAGAAAAAGGAGGCUGUUAAAAAGGUUAUUGCUUCUAUGACAGUUGGAAAAGAUGUUUCAGCAUUGUUUCCUGAUGUUGUUAAUUGUAUGCAGACAGAUAAUUUGGAGCUCAAAAAGUUGGUUUAUUUAUAUUUGAUGAAUUAUGCGAAAUCUCAACCUGACAUGGCUAUUAUGGCAGUGAAUACAUUUGUUAAAGAUUGUGAAGAUCCCAAUCCUCUUAUUAGAGCACUUGCUGUUAGAACCAUGGGUUGCAUCAGAGUAGAUAAAAUAACUGAAUACUUGUGUGAACCUUUAAGAAAGUGCUUGAAAGAUGAAGAUCCAUAUGUUAGAAAAACUGCAGCUGUUUGUGUAGCCAAGUUAUAUGAUAUCUCCUCAGGUUUAGUUGAAGAUCAAGGAUUUCUGGAACAACUAAAAGAAUUAUUGAGCGAUUCCAAUCCCAUGGUAGUAGCAAAUGCUGUUGCGGCUUUAUCUGAAAUAAAUGAAAGUAGUCCUACUGGACAGCCACUUGUUGAACUAAGUACUAACACCAUAAACAAGCUCCUAACUGCUUUAAACGAAUGCACUGAAUGGGGCCAAGUUUUCAUUCUGGAUUCGUUGUCCAAUUAUACUCCAAGAGACGACCGUGAGGCUCAAAGUAUAUGUGAACGAAUUACGCCUCGUCUUGCUCAUGCUAAUGCUGCUGUAGUCUUAUCAGCUGUAAAAGUUUUGAUCAAAAUGAUGGAAAUUUUAGCAGGCGAUACAGAAUUUUGCAAUACACUGAGCAAAAAGUUAGCGCCUCCUUUGGUCACUUUAUUGAGUUCAGAGCCUGAAGUACAGUAUGUAGCAUUGAGGAAUAUUAAUUUAAUUGUGCAAAAGAAGCCCGAUAUCCUAAAGCAUGAGAUGAAAGUAUUUUUUGUGAAAUAUAAUGAUCCAAUCUACGUAAAACUAGAAAAACUUGAUAUAAUGAUCCGUUUAGCAUCCCAAGUCAACAUAGCUCAAGUGCUUAGUGAACUUAAAGAGUAUGCUACUGAAGUUGAUGUGGACUUUGUAAGAAAAGCUGUUAGAGCCAUCGGUAGAUGUGCAAUCAAAGUUGAACCUUCUGCAGAAAGGUGUGUUGCCACAUUAUUGGACCUUAUUCAGACAAAAGUCAACUAUGUCGUUCAGGAAGCCAUUGUGGUGAUUAAGGAUAUUUUCAGGAAAUAUCCAAACAAAUAUGAAAGUAUUAUCAGUACAUUAUGCGAAAAUUUGGAUACUCUUGAUGAACCAGAAGCCAGGGCUAGCAUGGUGUGGAUUAUAGGAGAGUACGCAGAGAGAAUCGAUAAUGCUGACGAACUUUUGGAUAGUUUUCUGGAAGGUUUUGGCGAUGAGAAUGCUCAAGUACAACUUCAAUUGUUGACUGCUGUAGUGAAAUUAUUCUUGAAACGACCUCAACACACUCAGGGCUUAGUUCAGCACGUACUAAGUUUAGCAACUCAAGAUUCUGAUAAUCCCGAUUUGAGAGACAGAGGUUUUAUCUAUUGGAGAUUAUUAAGUACCGAUCCUGCUGCAGCUAAGGAAGUGGUGCUUGCAGACAAGCCCCUCAUUUCCGAAGAAACGGAUCUCUUAGAACCGACCCUUCUUGAUGAACUGAUUUGUCACAUAUCAUCGCUGGCUAGCGUUUAUCACAAGCCACCCACAGCAUUUGUAGAAGGUAGAAGUGCUGGAAUACGAAAAACAUUGCCAGCUAGACAAGGUUCUGCAGAUGAUAGUGCUAGCGCUCCGGAGACCACUGUCAUACCGAACCAAGAAAGUCUGAUUGGAGAUUUACUUUCUAUGGAUCUUAACGCUCCUGCACCCUCCAUGGCGGCUCCGGCCGCUGCGCCAACCAGUAAUGUCGACCUUCUUGGUGGUGGCUUAGAUGUAUUGUUGGGAGGAGGAAAUGAUAUCAGUGGUGUUCCCACCACCGCAGCUGCGCCGACAACCACAGGUCUCCUGGGCGAUAUCUUCGGAAUACCUUCCGCCCCUACCAUGUACACUCCUCCCAAAAUUCUUUGGUUGCCUGCUGAAAAAGGCAAGGGAUUGGAAAUUCAAGGUACUUUCUCCAGAAGAUCUGGACAGAUGUCGAUGGAUAUGACUUUAACAAACAAGGCCAUGCAGGCAAUGACAGGUUUUGCUAUCCAGUUCAACAAAAACAGCUUCGGUAUCAUGCCCCACGCUCCAUUUAGCGCUCCUCCAUUACAACCAGGACAAAGUCUCGAAUAUUCUAUGCCCUUGAACACCACAGGUCCAGUGCAACGCAUGGAUCCAUUGACCACUCUUCAAGUGGCAAUUAAGAAUAACGUUGACGUUUUUUACUACGCCUGUCAAAUUCCAAUUCAAGUACUAUUUUCUGAAGAUGGAACAUUGGAUAAAAGAGUAUUCCUUACCACUUGGAGGGACAUUCCUGGAGCCAACGAGGUCCAGUAUACUCUUAAUGACGUAAAAGGCAAUACUGACACAGUCUCCAACAAAAUGACCCUCAACAACAUUUUCACUAUUGCCAAACGUAACGUGGAAGGCCAAGAUAUGCUGUAUCAAUCUCUUAAAUUGACAAAUAAUAUUUGGGUCCUGCUUGAACUCAAAUUGCAACCAGGCGUUCCAACGGCCACUUUGAGUUUGAAGUCGAGGUCCGUAGAAGUUGCUCCAUACGUAUUUCAAGCUUAUGAAUCUAUCUUAAAGAAUUAAAUUUAUUUUUAAGAUAUAAAUCAACUAGAAAUUAUAUAUUUUAUUCACUCAUUUAUUUCAUUCCAAAUGUAAUUGUAUUUUUAAGUUUUAAGUGAUAUUGCUGUUAAACUAUAUAUUAUCUAGAAUAAAAAGUAUGUUAACCUGUG